Molecule: messenger RNA, 1970 nt
Organism: Trachemys scripta elegans
Lineage: Eukaryota; Metazoa; Chordata; Testudines; Emydidae
Product: carcinoembryonic antigen-related cell adhesion molecule 6-like
Exons: 8
Coding region: 120-1373 (417 amino acids)
Source: RefSeq, a predicted model, not a curated record
ACCAGCUCCGCUCCCCCCCCUCCACCACUUCCCCCGUCUCUGCCCUUUGCCCCCAGCUGGGAACUAGGCGUCUCUGCCGCCCCGGCAGCUCCCGGCGGGUCCCUCAGCAGCGACGGGCGAUGGGGCGAAUCCUCCACAGACCGGGCGGCCCUUGGACGGGGAUUCUCCUGGCAGCCUCUGUCCUGGGCUCCUGCCUCCAGCCGGCGCCGGCCCAGACCCCAGUGACCAUCGUCCUCACCCCGCCGAGCCCCGUGGUGGGAGGGGGCGUCAGCCUGGCCCCGCAGCCACUGCCACAGGGCUUCACGUCCUGCUUUUGGUACCGAUCAGCGACUGUGACUGAUCCAAACAGCCUGAUCCUCAACUACGUCCAAUAUCCAAACCCCAAUCAGACCAACGGCCCGGCCCACACGGGGCGAGAGACAGCGGGGCCGGGCUGUGCCCUGCACAUCGCGGGGUUAACGCUCAAUGACACCGGGAACUACACGGUGGCGAUACAGAUCCCUACCGCUCCUAACCCUGUCCGCUCCACGGUGGUUCUGCGCGUCUAUGAAAUCCUGCCCAAGCCCACAGUGACACCAAACCAAACCCUCGUACUGGAGAACGGGACCUUCACCCUCACGUGUAACAGCUCCCCCAGUGCCAACACCGUGCUCUGGCUCCGGGACGGGGCGUCCCUCGUGCCCAGUGAGCGGCUGGGGCUGUCCCCUGACAACCGGACCCUCACGGUGCCAAAUGUCACCCGGGGCGACGCCGCCGCCUACCAGUGCGAGGUCAGGAACCCCAUCAGCACCAACCGCAGCGAGCCCAGCACCGUGACGGUGGCCUAUGGGCCGAACUCUGCCCAGAUAGACCCACCAGGACCCAUCGCCCUGACUCUCGGGUCGCUUCUGACCCUGCGGUGCGUCGCCAACUCCGUCCCAGCCCCGAGCUAUCGCUGGGUUCUCAACGGCACCGACACUAAGGAGACCGGGAGCAGCUUGACCUUUAACUCCAUUACUCAGGAUCACCAGGGCACGUACAUGUGCCAGGCUCACAACCCCGUCACCGGCCGCACUGCCUGGGCGUCUGUCGCCAUGCGGGUGACAGGGACAGAUGCCCCUCGUCCAGCUCUCUCUGCCGGGGCCGUCGCCGGGAUCGUCAUUGGGUCACUAGCGGGGGCAGCGCUGGUCGGAGUCACGGUCUAUUUCCUUUACUCUCGCUGCCGGAACGAGACCCCCAAGGAGAACGAGGCACCCGUCCUGGUGUAUGAGAACCUGCCCCCUACAUCCUGGGCGGGGCCAGUGGCUCAGCCCGGGAGCCCCUCUGACCCCAGCCCCACGUACCAGACACUGCAGCCCCAACAGCAGGACGUGUACGAGGAGCUGAAGAAGUGACGCCCCCUCCUGCCCCCGGGGCAUGCUGGGAGGGGCCCGGGACAUGCUGGGAAAGGCGCAUCUCUGAGCCUGGGUCCUGACGACCCGGGGACGUCCCGCCGAUAAAGCAUUAAAGGGCAGGAACAGUCACCACCUGGCCCAGGGGGUCCGUCCGUCCGUCUGUCCAUGCUGCUUCCCUGGGGCCCAUCACCGCAGCGUCUGGGCCUCUGCGAGGAAAUCAGAAAGUCGGCGCCUGUGACUGGCUCCGGCUGAGUUGUGCCCAGCACAGGAUUUGGGAGCCCACCUGUGACAAAGUGGGACUGUUCUUAAUGUUUCCUCUGAAUACUGUGUGGGUGCCUCAGUUUCCCCUAUGCAGUUCUUAAGUCUCUAGGGGGUGGGAUUGUUGCAGAGCAAAGGGCCAGUGCACACAAAGGGCCGACACUGUCUCCUGGCAACUAUGGGCCGGGGUCCUUACCCCCGCUGCAAGGAGAUAGCUAAAGGUCAGGUGACCUCCUGGCCCGGGAAAGAGACAAAGCCCAGAGGAGGAGGGGCUGGAGGGUGAGUCAGUUUGGAGCUGGCUGGGGACGGGAAGUGAGUGCGGACAGGGGUGUCUGGCUC